AUGGAUAAAGGUAGCAGUGAGGGAACUCCCAUAGAGAUCAUUCCAGGCCAUCUCUACUGGAUCUCUGCUAAGAAAUCCCCAAACUCUAAGGCUUCUGCUUUCUUCUUCAACGUAGAUGAUGAUCUGGUUUAUGAACCCUUUCACAAAGACUUUGGGCCGCUCGAUCUUGCCAAAGUGCACAGGUUUUGAAUUGAAUUACAAAACGUGCUUAACGUUGAUGAAUAUAAGAAAAGUAAAAUUUAUCACCACACUUCUCUUGACAAAGAGAAACAAUCAAAUGCUGCUUUCUUAAUGGGCGCAUUCAUGAUCAUAGUGCUAAACUUCACUGCUGAUGAGGCAUGGGAAAAGUUUUCAAGCUACCAUGAGUCGCUCAAGCCAUUCAGAGACGCCACGAAAGGAAUCUCAAUUUAUAAAUGCUCUAUAAAAGAUUGUCUUGAUGGUUUAUACCAUGCAAUCAAAUUGGGCUGGUACAACUUCAGCAGUUUCGACUUAAAAUAAAUACGAGCAUUAUGAGAAAGUAAAUCAUGGAGAUAUGAACUGGAUAACUCCUAAAAUUAUCGCUUUCAGCAGUCCAUCAGAAGAGGAGGAAGAUGAAGAAGGUUACAAAACUUUUACUCCAGACGAUUACUCCCCAGUUUUUGAGAGGCAUAAUAUUGGCACAAUCAUUAGACUGAACAAUCGGUCUUAUAACGAGCAGCGCUUCAUAGAUAAUGGAUUUAAGUUUGAAGAUUUAUACUUCGUUGAUGGCACUUGUCCUUCAAAAAGAAUCAUCAAGAAAUUUUUGACCAUUGCUGAAGCAGAAGAGAAAGGAAUCGCAAUACAUUGUAAAGCAGGAUUAGGAAGGACAGGAGCCCUUAUCGGGCUCUAUUGAAUGAAACACUACGGAUUCCCUGCAGCUGCCUUUAUAGGCUGGAUCCGGAUCUGCAGACCUGGCUCAGUCCUUGGAACACAACAACAUUUCCUUCUAGAAAUGGAAAAAGAAAUGUUUGAGCAAGGAGGGAUAAAAGAAAAAUCUUUGGCUGAUGACAUUGAAAAUAUCUCAUUAGAAGAAAACAAAUAUGAGCAAGCAGAUGAUGAUAAAGACACUAGUUAUCGGGAAAAAGGACAAAUUCUUAAGAAUGCUCGAAAGAAACACCCUACAGCCUUAUAUGAGCAGGAGAUAAUUGGAAAAGCAGAUAAAAAGGAUGAAAAUGGUCAUGUAUGGCCAGAAAGGAAACGUUCCAUCCUUGAUUAA
Molecule: messenger RNA, 1234 nt
Organism: Moneuplotes crassus
Lineage: Eukaryota; Ciliophora; Spirotrichea; Euplotida; Euplotidae
Source: the annotation of a GenBank genome assembly